Sciurus carolinensis (gray squirrel) is the source of this 1393-nucleotide messenger RNA. It is a transcript of the gene Mtg1, whose product is annotated as mitochondrial ribosome associated GTPase 1. Bases 28 to 1128 code for a protein of 366 amino acids. Gene Ontology annotation, cellular component: mitochondrion. NCBI's taxonomy places the organism in Eukaryota, Metazoa, Chordata, Mammalia, Rodentia, Sciuridae. The transcript is spliced from 12 exons. Gene Ontology annotation, molecular function: GTP binding; GTPase activity. The record is from RefSeq and is a predicted model, not a curated record.
GCUGGGGCGCUUCCGGGACGCGGCGCCAUGCGGCUGUCCCCGCGCGCGCUGCGCGCCGCCCGGGCCGCCUGGCGCGAGGGCUUCCCCCUGCAGGGCCGUGACGUGGCGCGCUGGUUCCCCGGCCACAUGGCCAAGGGGCUGAAGAAGAUGCAGAGCAGUCUGAAGCUGGUGGACUGUGUCAUUGAGGUCCAUGACGCCAGGAGCAACGUGCUCAUGAGACCUCCUCUGAACCCUGGCUUUCCUCUUGCCACCAUCAUUCCCACUGGGAGACUGAGCGAUGCUGCUGUCUUUCUGACCACCGUCCUGGCUGCUGCAGGAGGCCGCAACCCUCUGUUUCGGGAGACCCUUGGGCUAAAGCCUCACUUGCUUGUUCUCAACAAGAUGGACUUGGCAGACCUCACAGAGCAGCAGAAAAUUGAGCAGCACUUAGCAGGAGAAGGCCUAAAACAUGUCAUUUUUACCAACUGCAUAAAGGAUGAGAAUGUCAAGCAGAUCAUCCCAAAGGUCACAGAACUGGUUGGGAGUAGCUACCGCUACCACCGAGCAGAGAACCUGGACUGCUGCGUCCUGGUGGUCGGCAUCCCCAACGUGGGCAAGUCCUCCCUCAUCAACUCCUUGAGAAGACAGCAUCUCAGGACAGGAAAAGCUGCCAGGGUGGGUGGUGAGCCUGGGAUCACCAGAGCUGUGAUGUCCAGAGUCCAGGUGUGUGAGCGGCCACUGAUAUUCCUGAUGGACACCCCUGGGGUGCUGGCUCCUCGGAUCGAAAGCGUGGAGACAGGCCUGAAGCUGGCCCUGUGUGGAACGGUGCUGGACCACCUGGUUGGGGAAGAGACCAUGGCCGACUACCUCCUCUACACUCUCAACCGGCACCAGCUGCUGGGGUAUGUGCAGCACUACGGCCUGGACAGCGCCUGUGAUGACAUCGAGCACGUGCUGAAGAGAGUGGCCGUGCGGCUGGGGAAGACACGGAAGGUGAAGGUGCUCACAGGCACCGGCGAUGUGAACGUCGUCCAGCCCAACUACUCUGCGGCAGCCUGCGACUUCCUCCGGGCCUUCCGCAGUGGGUGUUUUGGCCCAGUGAUGCUGGACCGUGACGUUCUACGUUCUACAGGGCUGCCCUCCUGCUGACGGCAGGCUUCCUGGAUCUCAUGUGGACAGGAUGUUUGAGGGUCAGGACUACCCACUUUUCUCCAGAAUCAACCAUGCUGGUCACUGUGACUUAGGCCCUGCUCUCCCGCUCACUGUGGCCUGGCCAGCCCUGUGGAACAGGCCUGUGUGCCUGGCCUGGUGAGCAGUUCCUGCUCAGUGUCUCUAGGGAGAAGUUAAUGCUGUCUUGAGGAGCUAAACUGCAAUCGUAAUGUUUAAAGUUCUGGAUGAAAAGGUCCGUCUCUUC